Molecule: messenger RNA, 2299 nt
Organism: Oncorhynchus gorbuscha (pink salmon)
Lineage: Eukaryota; Metazoa; Chordata; Actinopteri; Salmoniformes; Salmonidae
Product: protein sprouty homolog 1-like
Exons: 2
Coding region: 628-1677 (349 amino acids)
Biological process (GO): negative regulation of fibroblast growth factor receptor signaling pathway; multicellular organism development; negative regulation of MAP kinase activity
Cellular component (GO): cytosol; membrane
Source: RefSeq, a predicted model, not a curated record
UUUCAGUGGAGUGAAUGGCCAAUGGGAGUUGGCUUGUCGAGCAAACACUGAGCUCUACGUUCUCAUUCAUUCAGAGUUAGACAGGCAUGCAGUGUUGAAGAGAGCACGUCCUCGAUUAGCGCUUGCUUUUGAGCAUUCCGCAUAACAAAAACCUUAUUUUACAAAAAUUGACUCAUUAGAAUUCGAAGACGGAAACCAUUGGAUAUAUAAUUAUUUGUUUUCAUAUUGUAAAUGAAUUAACGUGUGCUUUUUAAGAAUCCUAAAGAAGAUUAUUACUACAAUUGUUACUCCGCUCUAGGACUAAACUGGGUUGUCUGACUAGAUCGGCUUCAAGUGCGCAACCUUUAUUGGGUGUAUCAAGAAGCGUGGAUUUACAAUUUAUGGAACACAGUGUGUAAUGCACCAGAUUUUAAGAAGGAAUAACGAAAGAAGAUAAACUACAACAUCGUAUCGGGAUAUAACGCAAUCGUUACGAAUGUUAAGAGCUAAUUAAAAUACGCUUGGACAAUUUACUUGGAUGGAGUUUUGGCAUAUUGGUUGAUGGAAUCGACGUUAUGGAUGGUUGCAGAUGGGUUUUCUGAUGCAUGCCAAGUCCACGGUGAAUGUCGGAAGUGGUGAUCACCCCAGAUGGCGCUCCAAAGUCAACAUGGCCCUGGCGGUUCAUUAGUGGUGAUCCAGCAGCCUUCCCUGGAGGGCCGGCAGAGGUCAGAUUACGAGCGGGAGCUCCAUCAUGCCGCCAUCCUCUCCCUGGACCAAAUCAAGGCCAUUCGUUCCAGCAACGAGUACACAGAGGGGCCGUCGGUGGUCCGGAGGCCCCCUGCGCCCCGCAUGGCACCCAGGCCCGACAAGCAGCAGGAGAGGACUCACGAGGUGAUCCUCGUCAAUGUGAACAACAACUAUGAGCACAGGCCGGUAGGGCAUGGCCACCACAGUGGGGUGGUGGUAGUAGCCGGAGGCCAGCAGUGUAGCACCAGGGCCCCGGGCCUUAAUCGCUCUACCAGUACAGGCAGCGCGGCCAGCUCCGGGAGCAACAGCAGUGCAUCCUCUGAGCAGGGACUUCUGGCCCGCUCGCCUCCCUCUAGACCGGGGAUGGUGGCCCUCCACCAGCACCACCACAGAGCCGAGAGGACUCAGCCUGUUCGGGCUCAGCCCAAGGCGCUGCUAGCCCCCCAGCAUGGCUCUCACCCACCGCCGCCACUGGAGGCACCGCUCAAGCCCUCAGGGAAAGGGGACGUGGCGUCUGGCCACCAGUUCAUCUGCGAGCGCUGUGGGAAGUGCAAGUGCGGGGACUGCACAACCCCAAGGACCCUGCCCUCGUGCCUGGCCUGCAACGGCCAGUGCCUGUGCUCGGCGGAGAGCGCCCUGGAGCAUGGCACGUGCAUGUGCCUGGUCAAGGGCAUCUUCUACCACUGUUCCAAUGAUGACGAGGGAGACUCGUGCGCUGACCACCCCUGCUCGCUGUCGCGCUCCCACUGCUGCUCUCGCUUCCUCUGCAUGGGAUUACUGUCGGUACUGUUCCCCUGUUUGCUGUGCUACCCGCCCGUCAAGGGGUGCCUGAAGGCGUGCCAGGGCUGCUACGACCAAGUCAACAGGCCCGGCUGCCGCUGCAAGAACUCCAACACUGUCUAUUGCAAAAUGGAGAGCUGGUCCCCGCAGGCCCUGGAAAAGCCUUCCUGAUCCCGUGUGUGUGUGUGUGUGUGUGUAGGAAGAGGGGCAGUCGAUCCCCGUGCGGUUCUGACGAUGAUAAUAAUAUUCACUAUUGAUGUUAAUCAAACAUUUGAAGCACCUCCCCAUCUGCCUCCCUUUCUCCAACGGGGAAUCCUGCUAGGAGUAAAGCACGGAAUAUGAAAACCACUCAAUUCUUUUUUUAUAUUUCCUUCCUUUUUUUUCUGACAGGGCCAUAUUUUUACAGACCAGUGUUUUGUCUGAACUGUUUCUGUCUCUCUUCAGCUACUCAUUAAGAAUAUUUUGUUAGCUAGGCAGUUUCCCUGGUGCUUUAAGCUUCAAGUGAGAGCAGCCUCUUACCAAAUCUGUGAAGGACUAUCUAGCCAGGCAAUAUGUAGCUGUUACCACGUGUUCAUAGCUAACGAGGAUUGUGUGAAUUCCCAGUUGCUACCACACUAAGACCAUGGUUAUCUGGGUUUCUGUGCUCGUGUUGCAUUAUGGAAAGCACAUGCAUCUCAUAGUAUUCUGUUGGAUAUGUUUGUCUCUCCCCCUCUCAUCAUUUACACACAUUCUGUGGCAUUCUUCCCUGUUUUUUUUUUUUUUUUUUUUUUCAUUUUGUAAACUGUAUGCUCAA